AUUGGAGGCCCAAGGGCCAAGCUUCAUAAUAUACUUUUCUUCUAAUUUAGCCACGCCUCCCUUACUUGUGCCCUUUUGAUUGGCCGAUCAAAAAGAAAAAAGAAAAAAAAAACGCCAAAAAACGUGCGCAAGAAAAAUUCAUUACGCUAUUUGUCUCGCCAACACAACACUCGGCUUGAUAUUUCUUUUAUAAACCCCCCAAUUUCUCUCUCUGUUUGUUGCAUUCUUCAAUUCAUUCAUACAUAAUUAUCGUCAACACUUUGGAAGAUUUCAAUCACAUCUUCUUCUUCUUAAACCCGUUUACAAUCCACACAAUCUUGCUCUGGAAAUUUCAUGUCAAAAAAGCGAAUCCAAACACAACGAUGGGAGAUCAAGGGUUUGGUUACACAUUGGAUGAUGCACUGGGUGCAAUUGGGUUUGGGAGAUUCCAAUAUGUUGUGCUUGCAUAUUCUGGGUUGGGGUGGGUAGCAGAAGCAAUGGAGAUGAUGCUGUUGUCGUUUGUGGGACCGGCUAUUCAGCCUGAGUGGGGGCUUUCUGCUAAUCAAGAAAGUAUGAUAUCAACUGUUGCUUUUGCUGGGAUGCUUGUUGGUGCUUAUUCAUGGGGGCUGGUAUCUGAUACCUAUGGAAGAAAGAAGGGAUUUCUUGGAUCGGCUAUAUUAACAACCUCAGCUGGGCUUUUGAGUGCGAUCGUGCCAAAUUAUACAUUAUUGUUGAUUCUCCGCUUCCUUGUUGGUAUUGGUAUAGGCUGUGGGCAUGUGUAUUCAUCAUGGUUUCUUGAGUUUGUUCCCACUCCAAACAGAGGUGCUUGGAUGAUUGUUUUUUCAACUUUUUGGACAGUUGGAACAAUAACCGAGGCUUCACUUGCAUGGUGGAUCAUGCCUACAUAUGGUUGGAGGUGGCUCCUUGGAGUAUCCGCAAUUCCAUCUAUCAUGGCGCUACUUUUUUACGGUCUAGUGCCGGAGUCUCCACGAUACCUAACUACACAAGGAAGAUUAGCCGAGGUCCGACAAAUUCUCGAGAACGGAGCUGCAGCCAACCAGAAAGAACUUCCAGCUGGCCUACUUGUUUCCGAUCAUAUAAAGAUUAUGACCUACGACAACGAGCCAUCGGAAAGUACCGCAUUACUCUCUAACGGUAAAACAAGCAGUUCUCAAAGAAGCUCAUCCUCCGUACUCAUGCUUUUAUCACCAAAGUUGAUCAGAACAACGCUUCUCUUAUGGUUCUUGUACUUUGCCAACACGUUUGCUUAUUACGGUAUUAUAUUAUUGACUUCACAAUUAAGUGCGCCGCAAAGUGAAUGCGACACCCCCUCGUUACGCUCGGAAAAUAUCAAGGAUCCGAGCCUGUAUACAAAUGUAUUCAUCACUAGCUUGGCAGAACUUCCGGGGCUUGCUUUAGCAGCUUAUAUAUUGGACCGAGUAGGUCGUAAGAUCUCCAUGGAAAUCAUGCUCGUUUCAGGGUUCGUUUUAUUACUGCCGAUAAUCACCCAUCAGAAUGAAAUGAUAACCACAGGCGCUCUGUUUGGCUCUCGGAUGUUUAUUUCGGCAAGCUUCAUUAUUGUCUGUAUCUAUGCCCCAGAGGUGUAUCCUACGAACUUAAGAACGACAGGGGUUGGAAUAGCGACAGCAAUAGGCAGAGUUGGAGGUAUGGUUUGUCCGUUGAUAGCAGUUGGAAUGGGAAGCGGUUGCCACCAAACGGUUCCUGUGAUUCUGUUUGAGGCUACGAUACUUCUGGCGGCUCUGAGUGUGGUGAUUCUUCCGGUUGAGACCAAAGGGAAAAAAUUGCCGGACACUUUAGAUCUACCUGUUCAAGUACAAUAAAUGUCGCGUGUAUAGUGAGAGUGAACGAUAGUUCAAUAAUGAGAGCGCGAAAGAUAGUUGAUUAUAUGGUUUCGUAACUAUCUUAUGUAUAGCGCAAUGGUUCUUGUGGUUUUUUAUUUAAAAUUGGUUAUGUAUUGAAUGAUACUCAUAUGUCAUGUUUUAUUUUUUCUCAAACUAAAACAAUUAUUGUUAGCUUACAUUA
Molecule: messenger RNA, 2022 nt
Organism: Helianthus annuus (common sunflower)
Lineage: Eukaryota; Viridiplantae; Streptophyta; Magnoliopsida; Asterales; Asteraceae
Product: organic cation/carnitine transporter 7-like
Exons: 6
Coding region: 363-1820 (485 amino acids)
Biological process (GO): transmembrane transport
Cellular component (GO): membrane
Molecular function (GO): transmembrane transporter activity
Source: RefSeq, a predicted model, not a curated record